AUGGCUCAAUUUAAUAUCGACGACAGGUUGUUCCAAUAUACGAGGAUCUUUAGUAUAGUGGUUUCAUUGGGUGUAGUAUUCUUGAUUGCUUUAACCAACGCAACGGAUAGUGUUAAUCAUGAUGGCACUAAAGAUCAAUAUCGAUCAAGAGUUAUCAAAAUAGUGUCUUACACUGGACUAAUUAUGGCAGGUUUGGCAUUUGCUCUUCCAUAUUGGAUAGUAUUAAUAUGCAAAUUUAAUACUAUUAGAAAUGAGCCUGUACCAUCAGAAUCCUCAGUUUAA
Molecule: messenger RNA, 282 nt
Organism: Saccharomycodes ludwigii
Lineage: Eukaryota; Fungi; Ascomycota; Saccharomycetes; Saccharomycodales; Saccharomycodaceae
Exons: 1
Coding region: 1-282 (93 amino acids)
Source: RefSeq, a predicted model, not a curated record